CUAUACUUAUUCGUUGUGUUAUUUUGUCUAAUUUUUUUUUUUAAUAUUUCGAUCGUAUGAACCUAUCGAUGGAAAUAUGUAUAUCAACAUUAACAUCACGGGCCGCGUAAUCGUACUUUCUCAUUGUAAUUUUCGCGGUUUUGUUUGACGUUCUAUGUCAUUACUUGUGUGAAAGGAACGCGCUUAAUUUCCUGAUUGGUAGCUCUGAAAUAUUGUUACGCUUCCCGGAGCCAGAAUGCUGGAAACACAGGAGAGGGGAUACUUUCAUUGGGCAGAUUGGCUGGUGUUCGCGCUGAUGCUAGCCGUAUCUGCCACCGCAGGAUUAUGGCAUUACAGGCGAGCGCAGAAGUCGAGCACGGAAGAUUAUCUCUUAGGAGGAAAGAGUAUGGGUCUCUUUCCCGUGUCCGCUUCCCUCAUUGCCAGCUUCAUAUCUGGCGUGACGAUUCUUGGAACACCCGCGGAGAUAUACAAUUUUGGAACACAAUAUUGGAUUACUAUUAUCUCAAUAUUCUUUUCGGGCGUCGUCGUGGCUUUUAUUUACGCUCCAGUCUUCGUUUCGCUAGGAUUGAAUUCCGUUUACGAGUAUUUGGAAAUGAGAUUCAAUCGUGGUGUAAGGAUACUCAUAUCGGCGAUUUUCCUCGUUGAUGUGGUACUUUACCAAUCGAUCGUGGUCUACGUUCCAGCGUUGGCGCUAAAUCAAGUCAGCGGCAUUGAUGUACAUUUGAUCGGGAUCAUUGUAUGCCUUGUAUGCGUGUUCUACACUGUUCUGGGUGGUAUCAGGGCAGUAGUUUGGACGGAUGCGCUUCAGGUCGGAGUCAUGAUUGCCGCUGUACUAACUGUUAGUAUAUUGGGUACUUAUCAAAUGGGCGCCGCUGAAAUAUGGAAGAUGUCAUUGGAAGCCAAUAGAAUUGAAUUUUUAAACUUUGAUACGUCUCCUUAUAUAAGGCAUACAGUAUGGACCGUGUUAAUUGGUUCGUGGCUCUAUAGCACCGCUUACAUUGCUGUCAAUCAAACUAUGGUACAGCGGUAUAGGUCGUUGAAAGAUUUGAAAACGUCCAAACUAUCAUUAGCGAUAUUUACUAUCAGUAUUAUGUUAUUCAUUUCAUUAUGCUGCUGGUGCGGCCUCGUCCUUAUAGCCUGGUGGUCUCCACCUAAGUGCGAUCCUAGAGCUACCGGUCUGAUAACUGCUGACGAUCAGUUAUUGCCCGCUUAUGUAAUGGAAAUUGCGAAAAAUUUACCUGGAGUACCGGGCCUCUUUAUUUCUGGAAUUUUUGGAGCAGCUCUUAGUACCCUGUCUGUAGGCCUUAAUUCAACGGCCGUAGUGGUCCUGGAAGAUUUCGUGAAGGGUUGCUUCGGCUUGAAACUGACCGACCGAUGCUCCCACAUCUUUGUAAAAUGUCUGGUUGUCUUGCUUGGUUGCAUAGCUCUGGGUUUGCUAUUCCUGGUCGAGAAACUAGGAGGAGUUUUAGCUAUAACUGGAAGUCUAGCAGCAAUAGCUGCAGGCACUUCUUUCGGAGUGUUCACGCUAGGUAUACUCUUUCCAUGGACGAAUGCUAAGGGUGCGUUUAUGGGUGCUAUCGUAGGAUUCGUGAUCGCUGGCUGGGCGAGCUUAGGUGCAAAUUGGUCUAUCGGUGCUGGGUUGCUGGUUCCUAAGAAACUUCCAGUUCCCCUUUCUCAUUGCCCAGGCAAUAUCUCCGAAAGUUUCCUGAAACAGUUUGAUCGUCCGAACGAAGACGAUGUGUUUCCUCUGUAUCGAUUAUCGUACCACUGGUUUACUGGUUUAGGCACGUUAAUCGUUAUCGUCGUAGGCAAUUUCAUUAGCUGGUGGACUGGUCCUACGGAUCUUUCUUCUGUUGACAAAAGACUGCUUUCGCCGUUAAUUCAUUCAUUGUUACCGGCACCAAAGGACGAAAAUAUUGUUCCUAUUGGAAAUAACGCUGGAAAUAACGAUUUGGCAACAACAGCAAGUCUCUUAUUAUAUGAUCUAAAGAAGAAAAGGAGAAGUCAAAAUUUUCCUAACGGGAUUACAACAUAAUCCAUGCAUCAGGAUUGAAUAGCUUGCUGAACAUUUAUAAACACAUUGGAGCUAAACCACUGCUAUGAUGCUGUGGAUAAUGCAAUACUGAAAGUAAAAUUUUCGGGUCGGACGCAUGUGAAAUUUUACUUCUCUUGUUUGUCCCUCUUUCGGUACUUAUUUAGGUUUAAACACCAUUGUAGACAAUACUGUUCACAUCGUUAUAAGUCGUAGAUCGACUUACUCACAUAAAGCAAGGUUUUGUUAGUAAGGUCAUAUUAGGACGCAGUUACUAGAGACGUUUACGAAAUGUUUUAUAUAACUUUUAGAGUAUAUACAGAAUAAAUUUUUAUAUUAUA
This is a messenger RNA of Bombus impatiens (common eastern bumble bee), 2373 nucleotides long. Its product is annotated as sodium-coupled monocarboxylate transporter 1. Gene Ontology annotation, molecular function: symporter activity. Gene Ontology annotation, biological process: sodium ion transport; transmembrane transport. The record is from RefSeq and is a predicted model, not a curated record. NCBI's taxonomy places the organism in Eukaryota, Metazoa, Arthropoda, Insecta, Hymenoptera, Apidae. The coding region runs from base 236 to 2035 and encodes 599 amino acids. Gene Ontology annotation, cellular component: membrane. The transcript is spliced from 15 exons.